UGGCUGAUAGAGAUGUGGCUUAAAAAUUCAACUCCUUGUUAUGAGAAAAGUUUUUGGACCAAAAGUUGUUCAAGUAGAAAAAGGAUGUGUUGACUUUCGCGCCAACUUUUGGGUUCAAUUUGUUUUGCUGAUAACGGGUAGAAUUAAAUCAACGUAGGAGGCAAGACGCCUCUGGUGGCCAACUUUUUAUGGCCAAUAGAAACUGUUACCACUAUGUGUCUUUUCCAGUCCUAUACAAGCUUGGAGCUUUAUAAUUUUCCCAGCUAUUCAGAGAAGAGAGUGAUGGCAUCCUUUGCGCAGGUGCAGUGGAACAUCUGCGGCAACAGCUGUUCGCUUGGCACGUGGACUGCAGGAUGGCGCCAAAGGGAUAAUGGGAGAGAAUGUCCUGCCGGCGAGGCGAGGACCAAGAGAGCGCCAGCGAGAGAAUCCCCCGCAAAAUCACAGCUGUCAAGUGUCAGAGGGAGCUGAUGCUGGCUUUUCGGUUUUCGGUUUUCGGUUCAGUUUUCAGUUCAGUUCGUGAGGCGCUGGCUGAGCAAAAACGUCACAUUCACGGGUGUCGCUCGAUUUGAAAACCAUCUACGUAAAACGUGCGCAAAACGGGCCAAAGACUCAAUGUUUGAGAUUUCUAUGCAAAUAUUGGCCAAAUAGUGAAAAGUGUUACGAUAUACAUACGAGUAUUUAGGGCCCAAAGGAGGGGGCGAUUUUUGUGCGUGAAAGUGACAGCUGAUGGUAAUAAACGGCCAGCAUAGGAAACGGUUGAAAUUUAUUGUUAUUACAAAAUACGCCGCCCUAUGCUAAAUCAAUAAACAAGUUUGUGAGCUGAAGUCGAGCUGGAAACCCUUCAAAAGAUUACAAAACAAAAAAAAAAAAAGAAACCCUCAAAAACAGUCAGGGACAUAACUAUAAGCGCGAUUGCAAACAAAGUGAGUGAGCCAAAAAGCCGGCCACACAAAAAGCCGGAGAAAAGAAGCCAAGCCAAGACAAGACUGGCAGGCCAGGCCAGGCCUCUUCUCGUGUUGUUAUUGUCAAAACGGGGUCAAAAGUUCGUGUCUCGCUCGCUAAUUCAACCGCACUCACACCAACACAUACUCCUACACAGAUACUCCAGAGAUACGGCCAUAGUACAUAUAUCUGUAUCUCGGUGCAACUGUAUCUCAAGUGCAAGCGAAAACGCAAAGACAGAGAGUCGCCCGUCUGGGCCAAACAGCGGCAGACAAAAGCAUUAGGAAAGUGCCAAGCAACCGAGACUGCAGCCACUGCAGGCCAGGCCUAAGACAGCCCCAGACUGGGCCAAACUGGGCCAAUUCGCGGGCGCAAAGAUAUAGAAAUAGAAAUAAAAGUAAAACAAUAGCAGCUAGCUCCCCGGCCAUUUGUCAAUGACUUGGCCACUCGCGUGACUUCCGGUGCCGAUGCCCGUUUUCGUGUCGUGCCUGCCAAACCGGGCUAAAGUGGAAUAACUAGAAUAGAGAGAAGCAGACUCCGGACUCCGGACUAUAAGGACUAUUUCUGAAUCCGCCUCCACGGCCGCAUUUUGUCUACGGGAAAGCCAAACGGCAAGCGAAUAAGUUCCUUUUGUCUGCGCCAGCGACUGGGCCACUGCUCUGGCAAUUGGCCAAGUUAAUAGAGAGCCGGGAGGCCCGAUAAUGACGUUGGUGCUGCCGCUGCAGCUGCUGCCUUCCAUGCUGAUGAUGAUGCUGCUAACUUGGUUAUUGCUGCCAGCAUAAACGCAAAGGCACAACCAGAAGCCACAGCAAAAGCAAAAGCAGAAACAAAAACGAAAAACAAAAACCAGCAAACAGAAACAAAAAUCAGAGGGCCAGAAACCAGAAGAGCUGCAACGCCCUCGACCGGAGCAGGCUUACUGCAUUUCCGCUUCUUGUUCCUGUCGCCGUCAUCGUUUUCCAUUUCCCGGGCAAGGAGCCGGAGCCGGAGCCGAAGCCGAAGCCGGGCAGCCAUGGCACUCCACAUGGCUCACAGCAUCAGCGUCAGCGUCCUCGUCCUCGUCGUGAUUGUGAUGAGCGACAUGACAAAUGCCGGUGUGCAAGGACCCAUCGAGGGAUACAAUUCGCUGGACGAGCUACUGACAACCACACAGUCACAGUCGGCGGGGCAGGCGGCCCUCUUCCAGCCCACCACGCCCACCGCCGCCUACACGCACCCCAAGUGGAUGGAGCCUUACUUCGAUCCCUCGACUCCGCGCAAUGUCACCGCCCUAAUGGGCAAGUCGGCCUACCUGAGCUGCCGUGUGCGCAAUUUGGCCAACAAAACGGUAUCCUGGAUCCGGCAUCGCGACAUACACAUCCUGACCGUCGGCUCGUACACCUACACCUCGGACCAGAGGUUCCAGGCCACCCACCACCAGGACACUGACGACUGGACCCUCCAGAUAAAGUGGGCCCAGAAGCGGGACGCCGGGAUGUACGAGUGCCAGAUAUCGACGCAGCCGGUCCGCAGCUAUUUCGUUCGCCUCAAUGUAGUCGUGCCAACGGCCACCAUCCUGGGAGGUCCUGACCUUCACGUUGAUAAAGGCAGCACCAUAAAUCUCACUUGCACUGUAAAGUUCAGCCCCGAGCCACCGGCCUACAUCUUCUGGUAUCAUCACGAGGAGGUCAUUAAUUAUGAUUCAUCAAGAGGCGGCGUGUCGGUAAUUACCGAAAAGGGCGAUGUGACAACCUCGUUUCUCCUCAUACAGAAUGCAGAUCUGGCCGAUUCUGGCAAAUAUUCCUGUGCGCCCUCCAAUGCAGAUGUUGCCAGUGUGCGUGUGCAUGUCCUAAAUGUUCGGGCCAUAAUUUCAGGUGAACAUCCGGAGGCAAUGCAAACUGGUUCAUCCGGUUGUCAGUACAAUUGGCUGACAAUUGUCCUGCUGCUGGGCCUCGUCCUGUGCUACAGUCAACAAUGCUCGGCCGCUGUUGCCGCCGCCACUCUGCCAUCGCCAGGACCACCGUCGACGAGUGAAAGUGCCGCCAAUGAAAGUGCCGUCACGGCGCGAAAGCGAUGUCCUGCGGUCGCCAUUUGUCGCCAAGCCACAGUGCAUGUCCGGGCCAAAAGGUCCUGUCACAGAUGAUCGAACAAAGGACGUCCAGCCAGCAAGUCAGUAGAGUAAUUUAACCAGCCACAUGAAAUGUGUGCCAGCGUGUGUGUCAGACCGAGUGAGUGGAUGUGGUGUGUCAGUUCUAAACUAUUAAUCAAAACAUAGGCAAUGCCAAGCAAUGGCUCAAUUGAGACGUCUAACUUUAUGUGUUUUAUAAUUCAUUAAAACGUUAUCAUCUUUCCUUGAAUAUUAUAUUUAUUCUGUAUGAUUUUUAUUUUCUGUCUGAUGCAAUUGUGUUUGCAUCUUCAUUAAUUCAGUUAAUUGAUACAUUUAUUUCAUUGUGACUUUUUCAAAACUAUUUCCUUCCAUCCCAAGCCAUUGUGGAAGCAUUGCAUUUAUACAUACUCGUAAAAAUAACUUUUGUAAGCUAAUUGAUUACAAUUUAAUGUGUAUAUUUAAACAAAAUCAAAAUUUACUAUAGGCUACGUGUAAAUAAUAAGUUUAAACAUAAUUACGGAAUAAACGAAACAAAAAAUAAUGUAUCACCCAUACUGUAGGAAGGAGUAAUCAUUGUGGCCAGCGGGGCUGACUCUUUUAAUAAAUUAAUGAAUAAUCAAAUAUUAUGCCGUGUACAGUGCUAGUGUCGAGCUCAAUAUUCCAUAAUUAGAUAAAAACGUAGACAAGCCAAAUAGCAACCAAAUGAAAACAGCAGUGAGUCAUAAAACAUUUAAAUUGAUUGCCAUAUCAUGCAAAUAUUUGCACUGCGCCAUUUUCCACUGGAAAUUUAUAUUUUAUUUACCCGCAAGAAAAAACACAAUUAGUUUAAUUUUUUAUAAGUAUGCAUUUCAUGAUGUCGCUUUAUAAUUUAAUGUAAGCAUUGAUUGGAAAAUUCAUUACGUUUUCCUCAAAAAUGUCUGUCUAAAGUUUUUGUCACUUGGAACAACAAUAACAUUAAGUAACUGAAAUAGCAUAAUAAUUAAAAAUGUAAUUUUUUUAUUCGUGUGCCGCCCACUGUGACUAUAUUUUAAAUUUUAAUUACAUUAAAUGGCUAACCAGAGAAACGCAUAAAUGGUUUAAUUAAGCAAUGAAAUGUGAACAAUUCAGAAAUCGAUUUGAUUUCAUCCACGUUGGCUAAAUGAAAAUAGCAAAAACCUUGAUGUACCGCAAAUUUCACGUUUCACAGUAUUUCUAAUUAUAAAAAAACAUUUUCUGGCACUUAAAUAACAGUUGUUGGUCAAAUCAAUUCAUAAAAACCUAUUGGCUUCGUUUUGGCCAAUUAAAAACUGCGCCCAGGGUUUUUCAUCCGUUCUAUAGCCACAAACAUUAUUCUGAAUUAUGUAUUUUAAUUUUCUUUGGUGGAAAAAACUAAUUGUAAUCAUUUUGUUGAGCUGCAACGCAAAUUUAAUCAUAAGCCGAAAAUUAUAUCAUAAAAGAUAAUGCCCACCAUGUUGAAAAGUUGGUUUCCGCAAUUAAAGUUUUAAGCAUCCGAAAUGGCUAUGAAUUGUUUACUUAUCCCUAAUCUAUUUUCUUUGAAUUUGUGAUUACUGAUUACUGCCAAGCUCCCACUUGUUAAUGCGAAAUCGAGAUUAAACCAAAUCGAGAUGCAUUUAACUAAUCAAAAUAUAUGCAGCCAGCCACAGGGUUGAAGUGUGAAUACCUACAUAUGCCAGUUAAUUUAGCAUUCCAGCUCAAUGGAAUGCUAAUGCCAUAAGCCCACAAGCAUUUCCCAUAAACCCUUAAAGAGUUCACAAACCCAUACAUAUAUAAUCGUAGGAGCUAAGUAAUUCCUGUAUAUUAAAGUUAAUUAGUGAAGCUCUAGAUGUAUGCAUUAGUCAUGUACUAUAUGGACACUUGAAUUCUUGCUAUAGUUAAAUAGUUGUAACAAAGCAAUCGAACUGUAUAAAACGAACUACUUUUAACUGUUGAACUUAAACUAACGAUAAAUGGUAAACUAGAGAAACAUAAAUAUAUGACAUCAUAAAGCAAACUAGCGAGGCAUUACAAUAAUAAACAAAUAGCAAAAAUAACAAAAGGCCGAAACAGGACAGGAGAAUAAAAUGCAUUGUUGUUUGUCUUUUGUGCAGUGAUUGUUGCCGCAAUAUUGUGUGACGACAACAACACUCUAAAUCAUAACAAACAGGCGAAGAGCAAAAAGCGAUACGAUUAAAAUUUUUUAUUUAAAAAUUAA
Molecule: messenger RNA, 5219 nt
Organism: Drosophila ananassae
Lineage: Eukaryota; Metazoa; Arthropoda; Insecta; Diptera; Drosophilidae
Gene: dpr6
Product: junctional adhesion molecule A
Exons: 7
Coding region: 1955-3064 (369 amino acids)
Biological process (GO): synapse organization
Cellular component (GO): neuron projection membrane
Source: RefSeq, a predicted model, not a curated record